UUGUCUUUUUCCUCGGAUUCAGAGCCAUUUAUAUGAUUGGUUUGCUUCUCCACCUUUCACUCAUCUUCUCCUACUCUGCUCUCUCUUAUAACAAGCAAAGACUUGUGGCUUUCUCUCUCGCUCUUCGUUUUGCUCUGUUUUUCACCAAUGGCUAGUGUUUGGAGGAGGUUGCUGAAGACAGAGACGAUCCCUCGCAUCAGCCAAAGCACGAGGAAGCUCUUCUCCACCGACGGAUCUUCUUCUUUCGCUGAAAGACUCAGAAACCUUCCCAAAGAGUUCCCUGCAACUCAGGCCAAAGGCGAUGCUUCUCUGCUCAUCGGAAGAACUCCACUCGUGUUCCUCAACAGAGUCACUGAAGGCUGUGGAGCUUAUAUUGCUGCCAAGCAAGAACAUUUUCAGCCUACUUGUAGCGUCAAAGACAGACCAGCUUUAGCUAUGGUUGCAGAUGCAGAGAAGAAAAACCUUAUCACUCCUGGAAAAACAACAUUGAUAGAGCCAACUUCAGGAAACAUGGGAAUAAGUAUGGCUUUCAUGGCGGCUUUGAAAGGGUACAAGAUUAUAAUGACAAUGCCUUCUUACACAAGUUUGGAGAGGAGAGUGACUAUGAGGUCCUUUGGUGCUGAGCUUGUCCUCACUGAUCCAACCAAAGGAAUGGGUGGAACAGUUAAGAAAGCUUAUGAUCUCCUUGAGAGUACUCCUGAUGCUCAUAUGUUGCAACAGUUUGCUAAUCCAGCAAACACUCAGAUACAUUAUGAUACAACUGGUCCUGAGAUUUGGGAAGAUACACUUGGGAACGUUGAUAUCUUUGUGAUGGGAAUUGGCAGUGGAGGCACUGUCUCUGGUGUUGGCCAAUACCUUAAAUCUAAAAACCCAAAUGUCAAGAUAUAUGGAGUGGAGCCUGCUGAAAGCAACAUACUCAACGGUGGCAAGCCAGGUCCACAUGCUAUCACAGGGAAUGGGGUUGGAUUUAAACCGGAUAUAUUGGAUAUGGAUGUUAUGGAGAGCGUUCUUGAGGUUAGUAGUGAGGAUGCUAUAAAAAUGGCUAGAGAAUUGGCAUUAAAAGAAGGUCUCAUGGUUGGGAUAUCAUCAGGGGCUAACACCGUGGCAGCAAUUAAACUGGCCAAAAUGCCAGAGAACAAAGGCAAACUCAUUGUGACGAUUCAUGCGAGCUUUGGAGAGAGAUAUCUGUCGUCUAUUCUGUUUGAUGAGCUGAGGAAAGAAGCAGAGGCGAUGAAGCCAGUUUCAGUAGACUGAUUUGGUUUUGGUUGAUGAAGAAAAGGCUCUUUACUAUUAUAUCUUAUCCAGGGAGCAAAAUAUUGUGACAGCCUAUAAAAUAAUGUAAUGGACAAUAUUUGUUUGUUUUAUAUCAGUUUUUAUAUUGAUGUUGGAUAUUGCAAGAAUAAUUUAUGUUAAUGUGGGAUAUUGGAAAUAAAAACACUUUGUGGCUCA
Messenger RNA from Brassica rapa (field mustard), 1449 nucleotides. RefSeq names its product bifunctional L-3-cyanoalanine synthase/cysteine synthase C1, mitochondrial. Gene Ontology annotation, molecular function: cysteine synthase activity. The record is from RefSeq and is a predicted model, not a curated record. NCBI's taxonomy places the organism in Eukaryota, Viridiplantae, Streptophyta, Magnoliopsida, Brassicales, Brassicaceae.